This is a messenger RNA of Jaculus jaculus (lesser Egyptian jerboa), 5823 nucleotides long. RefSeq names its product ADAM metallopeptidase domain 19 (gene Adam19). The record is from RefSeq and is a predicted model, not a curated record. Gene Ontology annotation, molecular function: metalloendopeptidase activity. Lineage: Eukaryota; Metazoa; Chordata; Mammalia; Rodentia; Dipodidae. Gene Ontology annotation, biological process: membrane protein ectodomain proteolysis. Bases 92 to 2848 code for a protein of 918 amino acids. The transcript is spliced from 23 exons.
AUCCGCUGCUUCCCAGCCCGCCGCUAGCCUAGGCCGGGGGCCGGAAUGGCAGAGGGCUGGUGACGGCGGAGAGUGAGGGGCCACCGCUACCAUGCCUGGGCACGCUGGCGUCGCCCGGCUGUGCCUCCUGGCAUCUGGUCUGCAGCUCCUCCGGCCGCUGGCGGCGCAGGAGCCGGGAUGGACGAGAGGAGGAAGUGAAGAGCGCCCCCGGCCACCUCAUGAACUCACAAUACCUCAGUGGAAGCCUGCAGAAAGUUCCCGGAGAGACAAGUAUCCACUCUCUGCUGAGCUCAGGGUAAUGGCCGAGGGGCGAGAGCUGAUCCUGGAGCUGGAGAAGAACGAGCACCUGUUUGCUCCAGCCUACACGGAAACCUGCUACACCGACAGUGGCAAGCCGCAAACCACCACGCUGAAAUCUGAGGACCACUGCUUCUACCAUGGCACCGUGAGGAAAGCAGAAGAGUCCAGCGUGACACUCAGUACCUGCCGCGGAAUUAGAGGGCUGAUUACAGUGCGCAGUAACCUCAGUUAUAUCAUCGAGCCCCUGCCCGGCGGCGAGGGCCAACACCUUAUUUACAGAUCUGAACAUCUCAAGAUGCCCCCUGGGAACUGUGGGUUAGAACACGCCAAGCCCACCAUCAGGGACUGGGCGCAUCCGUUUACAUCCCAAACCAAGAAGCGACCUCGCAGGAUGAAAAGGGAAGACUUGGACUCCAUGAAGUACGUGGAGCUUUACCUCGUGGCUGAUUAUACGGAGUUUCAGAAGAAUCGGAAUGACCCGGAUGCCACCAAACACAAGCUCAUAGAGAUCGCCAACUAUGUUGAUAAGUUUUACCGGUCCUUGAACAUCCGGAUUGCUCUUGUGGGCUUGGAAGUGUGGACGCACGGGGACAAGUGCGAAGUCUCCGAGAAUCCGUACUCCACCCUCUGGUCAUUUCUUAGCUGGAGGCGCAAGCUGCUGGCCCAGAAGAGUCAUGACAAUGCUCAGCUCAUCACGGGCAAGUCCUUCCACGGCACCACCAUCGGCCUGGCCCCCCUCAUGGCCAUGUGCUCUGUGUAUCAGUCUGGAGGGGUCAACAUGGACCACUCCGAGAAUGCCAUUGGAGUGGCUGCGACGAUGGCCCACGAGAUGGGCCACAACUUCGGCAUGACCCACGACUCUGCGCACUGUUGCUCGGCCAGCGCCGCGGACGGCGGCUGCAUCAUGGCGGCCGCCACCGGGCAUCCCUUCCCCAGAGUGUUCAAUGGGUGCAACAGGAGGGAGCUGGACAGGUACCUGCAGUCAGGUGGUGGGAUGUGUCUGUCCAACUUGCCAGACACCAGGACACUGUAUGGAGGCCGGAGGUGUGGCAACGGGUACCUGGAAGAUGGGGAAGAGUGCGACUGUGGUGAGGAAGAGGAAUGCAACAACCCUUGCUGCAAUGCCUCCAACUGCACUCUGAAGGAAGGAGCCGAGUGUGCCCAUGGUGCCUGCUGUCACCAGUGUAAGCUGCUGGCUCCUGGAACCCUGUGUCGUGAGCAGGCGCGGCAGUGUGACCUUCCCGAGUUCUGCACGGGCAAGUCCCCCCACUGCCCCACCAACUUCUACCAGAUGGACGGCACCCCCUGUGAAGGGGGCCAGGCCUACUGCUACAACGGCAUGUGCCUCACCUACCAGGAGCAGUGCCAACAGCUGUGGGGACCUGGAGCCCGGCCCGCCCCUGAUCUCUGCUUUGAGAAGGUGAAUGUGGCAGGAGACACCUUUGGAAACUGCGGGAAGGACAUGAAUGGUGAACACCGGAAGUGCAACAUGAGGGAUGCCAAAUGCGGGAAGAUCCAGUGCCAGAGCACGGAGGCCCGGCCCCUGGAGUCCAACGCAGUCCCUAUCGACACCACCAUCGUCAUGAACGGGAGGCAGAUCCGGUGCAGGGGCACACAUGUCUAUCGUGGGCCUGAGGAGGAAAGUGACAUACUGGACCCCGGCCUGGUGAUGACGGGGACCAAGUGUGGCUACAACCAUAUCUGCUUCGAGGGGCAGUGCAGGAACACCUCCUUCUUCGAGACCGAAGGCUGCGGGAAGAAGUGUCAUGGCCACGGGGUCUGCAACAACAAGCAGAACUGCCACUGCAACCACGGCUGGGCUCCGCCCUUCUGCAAUACCCCGGGCCAGGGGGGCAGCAUCGACAGUGGACCUAUGCCUGCUGCAGGUGUGGGUCCUGUGGUCGCCGGGGUGUUUUCGGCCUUCUUCAUGCUGGCGGUCCUCAUGCUGCUGGUCCGCUGCUGCAGACAGAGCCACAAGCUGGGCCAGCUCAAGCCCUCCACCCUCCCUUUCAAGCUGAGGCAACAGCUCAGUUGUCCCUUCAGGGUGUCCCCGAGCAGUGGAACUGGCCACGCUAACCCAACGUUCAAGUUGCAGACACCCCAGGGCAAGCGGAAGGUGGCUAACACCCCCGAAACCCUCCGCAAGCCCUCCCAACCUCCUCCUCGGCCCCCUCCAGACUACCUGCAAGGCGGGUCCCCGCCCAUGCCGCCGCCAGCUCUUCUGAGCCGGGUUGCCAGGAGCUCCCCCGGGACCGGGGCUCAAGUAGAGAGAAAAGAGUCAUCCAGGAGGCCUCCCCCAACCCGCCCUGUGCCCCCUGCACCAAGCUGCCUGUUGUCCCAGGAUUUCUCGAGGCCUCGGCCGCCCCAGAAGGCGCUUCCAGCGAAUCCUGUUCCAGGCCGCAGGGCUGUCCUCAGGCCGCCCGGCGCCUCUCUGCCGCUGCUCCCCGCUGCAGGCCCUCAGCCGCCCCGGCCCGCGGCAGCCCCUGCUCCAAAGUUUCCUGAGUACAGAUCACAGAGGGCUGGAGGAAUGACUAGCUCGAGGAUCUAGAAUCAUCUGGAAGUUUCUUACUUGCCUCGAAGACUCUGGAUGCCAUGGAGGAUCCUCAGCCACGGGUCCAGCAGACACCUGCCUGGCCAGCUGGGAGCUCCUGCAGCCCUCCCAGAACACCACCUCUGCAGGACCUCCCUUCUUGACUCAGUGCCUCCCUGCUUCCUCCAAGGGGCUUCCACCCAGUGGGCUUCUAAGUGUUGUGGUUGUGCAAUAUACAGCUGGGACAGGGAAGAGAAGUGCGCGGCGGGGGCCAAGGUCAGCUUCUCCCUCGACCUCCCAGCCCAGAGCUGCCAAGGGAGCUGUUAGAAAAGCGUGGGCUAGCGAGGCCUUAGAGAAGCUGCCUGGCCCCUGGGCUUGGAGAAGCCAUCCACCCAAGACCCGUGGCGGCGGGUACGCAUGAGAGCUUGUUUCCCUCUGGGAACCCAGGCUGGACAGGGGCUGACCCUGACCUAUAUCCCUUGUGUUUAGGGACUGAGGAAAGGCCAGGCCAGUCACUGUUGUGGUGACAGCUCCCGGCCAGAUGUCUGCAUGUGACAAGCCAUGCCCCCCUGCCCCCAGCAUCCCCUUAUUCACGCGGGUCAUUGUGACUGAGACAGGUACUAUUCCUAGGCAGUGUAGACAGCAGGGGACGUGCUAGCCUGAGCCGCCUCUGAGCCGUGGUGCCAAAGGUUGCUAGGACUCUCAGAAUCUCGGGUUGUUCCUCCCCGGUGCUCCACGUCUUCCCUCCUCCUCCCCUCUGAAACCUACGGUGCUUUAUCCUGACUCCCGUGUGAGCGCACGCUGUGUCGUGCCUCAUGGAGUGGCCGCCGAACUAACUUUCCGUGCUGGAUCUCAUGCGUGUCAAGGCGAGCGGACUUGGGCCUGGGCGUGGGGGGUCAUGGUUUUGCGUGUCAUUGUUCUGUGGCCUCAGCAGGGUGAGGGUCGUCUUCCUUGCUCCCUGACCUACAUCUGUGUGAAGUUCUCCAGGGUGGCCACGGGUACACUGAAGGGCCAGACAGGUGGGGAACGUCAGCUGUUAGAAAGGAGGCCCAAGGGAGCCAGCCCCUGGCCACGAGCAGGGCGGAGACCUGUUUUGAUAGGCGUCAUCGGAGGCCCCUGGGGAAGGCAACCAUCAACAGCCAGGCUUCUAAUCCCUCAUCUCUUCUCUCCUGUUCUCUGCCCGUGCCUGACCUCUGGGCCGAUGGGGACGGGGCUCAGGUGGAUCCCAUUCCGCAUUCCACCCGAGGAACUCUUGCUCUCGGAAGCCUCCCCCACCACCACUUCAUUCUUCAUUCGCAACAGGUGCUGGAGUCAUGUGUCUGGAUUUGUAGACCAGCGGUAGAUGUAGGCCAGGGAGUGGAAAGAUCUCAGGAAAAUGCCCUUUCUCUUCCCUCAGGGUGCUUGUGCUAUUCCCACCCCGCCUUCCUCCCUCCUUGGCCCUCAGCCCAUUCCCCACUCACCGUCUUGCUACCCGAUUCCCACAGGAGACAACUGUCCUCUUAAGCUAUACACCAAAUGCCCAGUGCCUAGGGGCUGGUCCCAGAAAAUACCCCUUGAUGCCCCAAUCCGCUCCCUGAGCAGCUGCCCCGAAGCCCAGGGCCCACUCCCUAAGAUCUUCCUGUCAUGUGUACAGCCUUUCUCCCUCAGGCCAGGAGGCAGGUGGCUUUGAGUGACACUGCCACAGCCAUGGUGACUACAUGAGCCUUUUGAACCUUAAGUCCACUGCUCCUGCAGCUGUGACAGAAAGAGCUGGUUGUUUUCCUGCUUUUUUGUUGUUGCUUUUGUCCUUUUUCUUUUCUUUCUUUCCUUUUUCAUUAUUUUAAUACGACGUCCUCCAUCCCGUAAAGUUAUACUGUGAAUUGGAAAAUGGUGGCUUUUGAACCUGAUACGUAUGUUUGGCAGCCAUUCUCUGUACCAUUUCAUUCCUGGUUCUCUUCCCACAAGUCAGGGAGGCUGUGUGGGCUGGGUUGGGCGGGGGGAGUACAGUUGGCUACCAACCCCCUUUCCCUCUGUGUUGAUGUGUCCCAUACAGAUGCAUCUGGAUUUACAGAAGGAGGGACUUUGUUCCAAAGGACUGUCACAAGAAGAGAGAGUAGGGGCUGUUGUAAUGGGACAUUUUGGGGUAACUUCUCAUGUGUCUACAGGAGGAGAGCUUGUUAAGCCAGGGGAGGGGCUGUGUGCUCAUUCGCUGAGGCUGGGGGAAGGUCAAAGCCCAGGGUCUGGUGAGGCGGGAAGCUCAGCUGAGUUUUGGUCUAUUGAAUCAGCAAACACUUUACUCCGCUGGAAGAGGAUAGAAGCAGAAUGAGCCUCUCGCCAGUCUUAGAAACCUGACCCCAUUUCUACAAUAUCACCACUCCUGCCUCCCACCUGUAGGAGACCCCAUCUCUCCAAAAUGCAGCUUCCUGCUCACCCUCACGCCCUUGUAGCCUUGGCAGCUUGCGCCUGUAAAAGAAAAGCCCUUGUCUGCCCGGCUCCGGGAUGGUGUGGUCCACGUGCUCUCUGCAGCGCCACAUGCCAUCUCGCGGUAAUCCUUUCCCAUAAAGGCUCCUUGUGGGAGACUUUGUUAUUUGACAAAGGGUAUGCAAGGCUUGCAUCUCUGGAAUUAGAGGCCAGUUCUAAAGCUAGUGAUUGUCGAUCGCACGCGGGAGAGCCCUGCGAGAACGCCCUUGCAAGCUCGCGACUGCCAGCUGAAAAACGUGCCCCUCUCCCUAGGGAAGCCUGUUGGGAGAGGUUCUGGGGAUACAUGCCCUACACCCCCGGCGCCACUCAACUGUGUACGUACGUAUCUGGGAUCCAGGGCAAAUGUGAACCUUCUUUUUAUUUGGGAGAUUGCUCACAGGAAACAGACCUUCUUCUCUCUCUCUUGUCCGCCUAUUGAUUGUUUACAAAUAUUUGUACAUCUAUGCAAAAUACUUGAAUGGGCAGUGGUGCCUUUUUUUUUUUCUCCUUGUUUGUAUUUAAUUAAAAUGAGUUGUUUGUUAUUUGGAAUGUCA